Aspergillus ochraceoroseus IBT 24754 is the source of this 2028-nucleotide messenger RNA. RefSeq names its product glutathione S-transferase family protein. Gene Ontology annotation, cellular component: cytoplasm. The record is from RefSeq and is a predicted model, not a curated record. Lineage: Eukaryota; Fungi; Ascomycota; Eurotiomycetes; Eurotiales; Aspergillaceae. The transcript is spliced from 9 exons. Bases 1 to 2028 code for a protein of 675 amino acids.
AUGAGUAAUUCAGGAUUGCGUUCUCCGGAUCCCCUUCCUCCAUUGCAGCCCUUGCUUUCCUCUGUCGCGGAAAACGCGUCGAAUCUCGCUGCGGAGGAGAGACAUCAGCACCAUAAUCUCCACAAUCAACAUCAACAUCCACAUGCUCUAGAGCAAACCCAUGACGAAGUCGAUCACGAUGCUCAAUCGCUGCAGCCGCUACAGUCUGUAGUGGAGGGAUUCGAUCACUAUGAUCUCCGCCAGCAACACCACGCAACGCAGUCGAUUCCACAAGGAUCUCAAUACAGAUUGCUGCUGCCUAAGGAACCAUCACCCCCCGUCCUAGACUCACAUGCACAACCCGAAGCAUACAACCCGAACAAAUCCAUCUUCUCCUCGAAAGAACACGGAUACCUACGCGAUCUAGAGUCAAUUGUCGAUCCCCCAGAUCUAGAAGCUUGGAGGGAACGACUCUUCCAUCUAGAUGACAUGAUUGUCCUAAGUGAAGAGCAAUUCCGAACCUACUUCCCCCACGUCGACAACAUCUACUCCCACCGCUCAACCCAGCACUAUAAACGCAAACCGCUCGUCUCGCAUUACUGGGACUGCCGCCUUAAGGGCCGGCCCCCCGGCACCCCGAAAUCCGACGACCCAGCGAAGAAGAAGCGCAAACGCACAGCCCGCCAACGCGACCUCUGCGACGUCAAGAUCAAAAUCACAGAGUAUUUCCCAGGGUACGCGGCCGGGAAUACCAGCGGCAGCGACGCAGACUUUAUCCCGCUGCCGAUGUCUCCCCCCCCCGGCGGUGCCGAUGUUGGCGCCAUCGAUCCACCGCUCCCGGCGGAGUCUUUGCCUGGGGUGAGUGCGCUGCUGCUGCAGUGUCCUGCGGCGAGAGACACUGCUGGUCUGAAUCAGCCGUUCGGCGUGCUUACCCCCAGUCCGGCUUUACCGGAGGGCCAUCCCGGCGCGAAUGGGCAGCGGUUUUUCACGAUUCAGCGCGUCAAUGGCAAUGGGGCGAAUGGGAAACAUGAUGGGGUGAGUGGUGGGCAUCGGCAUUCCUUGGAAGAAAGCGAUCGCGUGAAGAAGAACAGCGUCCAGCGGUUCCUUCUAAAGGAGGUGCGAGAAAGGAAGAAAUCGGUAGCUGAGAUUGCUGUAUAUCUAUCUAUGGCUGUUACGUCACAUCACGCCGUGGAACUUGUUUUCCCCCGCUUUUCGAUGCUACCUGUCUCGCUCCAACCUUCUACUAUCACUAGGACAAUGUCCGCUCAACCCCCGUCCGUCCCAAAAACGUACCAUACCAAAGCCACAGGCUCGGCCGCCGAGACCGUGGCGAACCAUUCCAAAGAAUCCGAUUUAAAGCUCUACGGGAGUUGUUUCUGUCCGUUCGUGCAGCGUGUGUGGAUAGCUCUGGAGCUCAAAGGCAUUCCCUAUGAAUAUAUCGAAGUAGAUCCAUAUCAGAAACCCCAGUCCCUGCUGGAAGUAAAUCCAAGGGGGCUUGUCCCGGCAUUGCGGCAUGGAAGUUGGGGAUCUUAUGAGAGCUCGGUCUUGCUCGAAUAUAUUGAGGAUUUGAAUUUCGACCCUCCCCUGCUUCCACAGGGGGACGCAAAACUGCGUGCUCAUUGCCGGUUGUGGACAGACUUUAUUAACCGCCACAUUGUGCCCAACUUUUACCGUCUUCUCCAAGAGCAAGACCAGCGAAAGCAAAUUGCAAAUGCGCAGGAGCUCCACGAUGCAUUUAACACGCUGGUUGCGGCUGCGGAUACUCAGGGGCCGUUCUUCCUGGGACCAGACAUCUCUUUUGUGGAUGUUCAAGUGGCCCCAUGGAUGGUUCGACUGAGCCGUGUCUUAAAACCAUAUCGUGGCUGGCCGGAGCCGGAGCCAGGAAGUCGGUGGGCCGCUUGGGUGGACGCACUCGAGGCCAACGAGCAUAUCCAGGCGACCACCAGCACGGAUGAUCUCUAUCUCGACAGCUACGAGCGAUAUGCAGAGAAUCGUCCAAACACUUCCCAGCUUGCGAAUGCGAUUAACUCCGGAAAAGGUCUGCCCUAA